Molecule: messenger RNA, 204 nt
Organism: Aspergillus campestris IBT 28561
Lineage: Eukaryota; Fungi; Ascomycota; Eurotiomycetes; Eurotiales; Aspergillaceae
Exons: 2
Coding region: 1-204 (67 amino acids)
Biological process (GO): DNA recombination
Molecular function (GO): DNA strand exchange activity; DNA binding
Source: RefSeq, a predicted model, not a curated record
AUGACCUUCAGCAUCGAACUCACCAAACCCCGAAAACCCAAUACAGAGCUCUCCUCCGAAAUCCGCGCAAGCAUCCUCCCCGGCCUACAAAACAAGAUCCCCGCAGCCCAACUAGCAAAGCAGUUCGGCGUCUCCCGGACCACUAUCUACGCUACAAGACAGCCCUGGGAUCUCGUCGAAGACACUUAUGGAAAGCGCUCCUGA